AUGGCUAAAAAUGUUGUGUUUUCAAGAUUAAGAAGGCUUGGGAAGAAUGAAAGGUUUGAUGAUGAUCUAUCAUCAUCUUGUGAUUCUGAUGAAGUCCAUGUAUUAGCCGUUGAUGACAGUUUUGUUGAUAGGAAAGUCAUUGAGAGAUUGCUCAAAAUCACUUCCUGUAAAGUUACAGUAGUGGAUAGUGGGAUGAGGGCUUUGCAGUUCUUAGGACUGGAUGAAGAACAAAGUUCUGUUGGUUUUGAUGGUUUAAAGGUAGAUCUGAUAAUCACAGAUUAUUGUAUGCCUGGAAUGACUGGCUAUGAAUUGCUGAAGAAACUUAAGGGUUCAUCUACAUUUAGAGAAAUUCCAGUUGUGAUCAUGUCAUCUGAAAAUAUUUUAACUCGUAUUGACAGAUGUUUGGAAGAAGGAGCUGAGGAUUUUAUAGUAAAGCCCGUCAAGUUAUCUGACGUAGAGCGUUUGAAGAACUACAUGUUUGGUGAAGGUCGGACGAAGAGUCAAGGCAGAGGAUCUAACAAGAGAAAGUUACAGGAGACAUCGUCUUCACCUUCUCCGACAUCCUCAACUUCACCAGAACCAUCUUCCGAUUUAUCAUCAAUUUCUUCACCAUCAACACCUCGAUCACCCACAUCUCUAGAUUCUCCUUCGAAACGAUACAAAACGAGCCAUCACGAUUAA
Molecule: messenger RNA, 681 nt
Organism: Fraxinus pennsylvanica
Lineage: Eukaryota; Viridiplantae; Streptophyta; Magnoliopsida; Lamiales; Oleaceae
Source: the annotation of a GenBank genome assembly